Baudoinia panamericana UAMH 10762 is the source of this 280-nucleotide messenger RNA. RefSeq lists its product as uncharacterized. Lineage: Eukaryota; Fungi; Ascomycota; Dothideomycetes; Mycosphaerellales; Teratosphaeriaceae. The transcript has a single exon. The record is from RefSeq and is a predicted model, not a curated record. Bases 46 to 213 code for a protein of 55 amino acids.
GUGGGUUGAUGGUGUGGUUGCCAAAGGAUCAGCCGUCAGACUCGGAUGAGGGCGAGUCUCGAUUCGUUACGUGAAGCAGAUUGUUCGUUGCGGAGCGGAGGUGCGUCGGUGUUUAGCUACUGCUCUCAGUGUAUUGCUGACGGAAGACGCGCCGAUGCCGCCUCCUCUAGCAAGAUCAAUGCAGCAGCUGGAAGAGUGGCCUUCAAUCUGUAAUGCAGCCGCCUCUAACGAGCAACAAUCGCAUUGUCGUUACAAAGAAGACCGAGCGCAGGUGUCUUAG